AUGACCAGUCCCAGUCUGACUCUGGACCUGAGGACCAGUCCCAGUCUGACUCUAGACCUGAGGACCAGUCCCAGUCUGACUCUAGACCUGAGGACCAGUCCCAGUCUGACUCUAGACCUGAGGACCAGUCCCAGUCUGACCUGGACUCUAGACCUGAGGACCAGUCUGACCUGGACUCUAGACCUGAGGACCAGUCCCAGUCUGACCUGGACUCUAGACCUGAGGACCAGUCCCAGUCUGACUCUAGACCUGAGGACCAGUCCCAGUCUGACCUGGACUCUAGACCUGAGGACCAGGCCCAGUCUGACUCUAGACCUGAGGACCAGUCCCAGUCUGACCUGGACUCUAGACCUGAGGACCAGUCCCAGUCUGACUCUAGACCUGAGGACCAGUCCCAGUCUGACCUGGACUCUAGACCUGAGGACCAGUCCCAGUCUGACCUGGACUCUAGACCUGAGGACCAGUCCCAGUCUGACCUGGACUCUAGACCUGAGGACCAGUCCCAGUCUGACCUGGACUCUAGACCUGAGGACCAGUCCCAGUCUGACUCUAGACCUGAGGACCAGUCCCAGUCUGACCUGGACGCUAGACCUGAGGACCAGUCCCAGUCUGACCUGGACUCUAGAACUGAGGACCAGUCCCAGUCUGACUCUAGACCGAGGACCAGUCCCAUCCCAGUCUGACUCUAGACCUGAGGACCAGUCCCAGUCUGACCUGGACUCUAGACCUGAGGACCAGUCCCAGUCUGACUCUAGACCUGAGGACCAGUCCCAGUCUGACCUGGACUCUAGACCUGAGGACCAGUCCCAGUCUGACUCUAGACCUGAGGACCAGUCCCAGUCUGACUCUAGACCUGAGGACCAGUCCCAGUCUGACCUGGACUCUAGACCUGAGGACCAGUCCCAGUCUGACCUGGACUCUAGACCUGAGGACCAGUCCCAGUCUGACCUGGACUCUAGACCUGAGGACCAGUCCCAGUCUGACUCUAGACCUGAGGACCAGUCCCAGUCUGACUCUAGCCUGAGGACCAGUCCCAGUCUGACUCUAGACCUGAGGACCAGUCCCAGUCUGACCUGGACUCUAGACCUGAGGACCAGUCCCAGUCUGACUCUAGACCUGAGGACCAGUCCCAGUCUGACUCUAGACCUGAGGACCAGUCCCAGUCUGACUCUAGACCUGAGGACCAGUCCCAGUCUGACUCUAGACCUGAGGACCAGUCCCAGUCUGACUCUAGACCUGAGGACCAGUCCCAGUCUGACUCUAGACCUGAGGACCAGUCCCAGUCUGACUCUAGACCUGAGGACCAGUCCCAGUCUGACCUGGACUCUAGACCUGAGGACCAGUCCCAGUCUGACCUGGACUCUAGACCUGAGGACCAGUCCCAGUCUGACUCUAGACCUGAGGACCAGUCCCAGUCUGACCUGGACUCUAGACCUGAGGACCAGUCCCAGUCUGACUCUAGACCUGAGGACCAGUCCCAGUCUGACCUGGACUCUAGACCUGAGGACCAGUCCCAGUCUGACUCUAGACCUGAGGACCAGUCCCAGUCUGACCUGGACUCUAGACCUGAGGACCAGUCCCAGUCUGACCUGGACUCUAGACCUGAGGACCAGUCCCAGUCUGACCUGGACUCUAGACCUGAGGACCAGUCCCAGUCUGACUCUAGACCUGAGGACCAGUCCCAACCUGAGGACCAGUCCCACGUCUGACCGGACUCUAGACCUGAGGACCAGUCCCAGUCUGACUGACUCUAGACCUGAGGACCAGUCCCAGUCUGACCUGGACUCUAGACCUGAGGACCAGUCCCAGUCUGACUCUAGACCUGAGGACCAGUCCCAGUCUACUGACUCUAGACCUGAGGACCAGUCCCAGUCUGACUCUAGACCUGAGGACCAGUCCCAGUCUGACCUGGACUCUAGACCUGAGGACCAGUCCCAGUCUGACCUGGACUCUAGACCUGAGGACCAGUCCCAGUCUGACCUGGACUCUAGACCUGAGGACCAGUCCCAGUCUGACUCUAGACCUGAGGACCAGUCCCAGUCUGACCUGGACUCUAGACCUGAGGACCAGUCCCAGUCUGACCUGGACUCUAGACCUGAGGACCAGUCCCAGUCUGACCUGGACUCUAGACCUGAGGACCAGUCCCAGUCUGACUCUAGACCUGAGGACCAGUCCCAGUCUGACUCUAGACCUGAGGACCAGUCCCAGUCUGACCUGACUAGACCUGAGGACCAGUCCCAACCUGAGGACCAGUCCCAGUCUGACCUGGACUCUAGACCUGAGGACCAGUCCCAGUCUGACUCUAGACCUGAGGACCAGUCCCAGUCUGACUCUAGACCUGAGGACCAGUCCCAGUCUGACUCUAGACCUGAGGACCAGUCCCAGUCUGACCUGGACUCUAGACCUGAGGACCAGUCCCAGUCUGACCUGGACUCUAGACCUGAGGACCAGUCCCAGUCUGACUCUAGACCUGAGGACCAGUCCCAGUCUGACCUGGACUCUAGACCUGAGGACCAGUCCCAGUCUGACUGGACUCUAGACCUGAGGACCAGUCCCAGUCUGACCUGGACUCUAGACCUGAGGACCAGUCCCAGUCUGACCUGGACUCUAGACCUGAGGACCAGUCCCAGUCUGACUCUAGACCUGAGGACCAGUCCCAGUCUGACCUGGACUCUAGACCUGAGGACCAGUCCCAGUCUGACCUGGACUCUAGACCUGAGAGACCAGUCCCAGUCUGACUCUAGACCUGAGGACCAGUCCCAGUCUGACUCUAGACCUGAGGACCAGUCCCAGUCUGACCUGGACUCUAGACCUGAGGACCAGUCCCAGUCUGACUCUAGACCUGAGGACCAGUCCCAGUCUGACUCUAGACCUGAGGACCAGUCCCAGUCUGACUCUAGACCUGAGGACCAGUCCCAGUCUGACUCUAGACCUGAGGACCAGUCCCAGUCUGACUCUAGACCUGAGGACCAGUCCCAGUCUGACUCUAGACCUGAGGACCAGUCCCAGUCUGACUCUAGACCUGAGGACCAGUCCCAGUCUGACUCUAGACCUGAGGACCAGUCCCAGUCUGACUCUAGACCUGAGGACCAGUCCCAGUCUGACUCUAGACCUGAGGACCAGUCCCAGUCUGACUCUAGACCUGAGGACCAGUCCCAGUCUGACUCUAGACCUGAGGACCAGUCCCAGUCUGACUCUAGACCUGAGGACCAGUCCCAGUCUGACUCUAGACCUGAGGACCAGUCCCAGUCUGACUCUAGACCUGAGGACCAGUCCCAGUCUGACUCUAGACCUGAGGACCAGUCCCAGUCUGACCUGGACUCUAGACCUGAGGACCAGUCCCAGUCUGACUCUAGACCUGAGGACCAGUCCCAGUCUGACCUGGACUCUAGACCUGAGGACCAGUCCCAGUCUGACUCUAGACCUGAGGACCAGUCCCAGUCUGACCUGGACUCUAGACCUGAGGACCAGUCCCAGUCUGACUGGACUCUAGACCUGAGGACCAGUCCCAGUCUGACCUGGACUCUAGACCUGAGGACCAGUCCCAGUCUGACUCUAGACCUGAGGACCAGUCCCAGUCUGACCUGGACUCUAGACCUGAGGACCAGUCCCAGUCUGACCUGGACUCUAGACCUGAGGACCAGUCCCAGUCUGACCUGGACUCUAGACCUGAGGACCAGUCCCAGUCUGACUCUAGACCUGAGGACCAGUCCCAGUCUGACUCUAGACCUGAGGACCAGUCCCAGUCUGACUCUAGACCUGAGGACCAGUCCCAGUCUGACUCUAGACCUGAGGACCAGUCCCAACCUGAGGACCAGUCCCAGUCUGACUCUAGACCUGAGGACCAGUCCCAGUCUGACUCUAGACCUGAGGACCAGUCCCAGUCUGACUCUAGACCUGAGGACCAGUCCCAGUCUGACUCUAGACCUGAGGACCAGUCCCAACCUGAGGACCAGUCCCAGUCUGACUCUAGACCUGAGGACCAGUCCCAGUCUGACUCUAGACCUGAGGACCAGUCCCAGUCUGACUCUAGACCUGAGGACCAGUCCCAGUCUGACUCUAGACCUGAGGACCAGUCCCAGUCUGACCUGGACUCUAGACCUGAGGACCAGUCCCAGUCUGACUCUAGACCUGAGGACCAGUCCCAGUCUGACCUGGACUCUAGACCUGAGGACCAGUCCCAGUCUGACCUGGACUCUAGACCUGAGGACCAGUCCCAGUCUGACCUGGACUCUAGACCUGAGGACCAGUCCCAGUCUGACUCUAGACCUGAGGACCAGUCCCAGUCUGACUCUAGACCUGAGGACCAGUCCCAGUCUGACUCUAGACCUGAGGACCAGUCCCAGUCUGACUCUAGACCUGAGGACCAGUCCCAGUCUGACUCUAGACCUGAGGACCAGCCCCAGUCUGACUCUAGACCUGAGGACCAGUCCCAGUCUGACUCUAGACCUGAGGACCAGUCCCAGUCUGACUCUAGACCUGAGGACCAGCCCCAGUCUGACUCUAGACCUGAGGACCAGCCCCAGUCUGACUUUAGACCUGAGGACCAGCCCCAGUCUGACUCUAGACCUGAGGACCAGUCCCAGUCUGACCUGGACUCUAGACCUGAGGACCAGUCCCAGUCUGACUCUAGACCUGAGGACCAGUCCCAGUCUGACCUGGACUCUAGACCUGAGGACCAGUCCCAGUCUGACCUGGACUCUAGACCUGAGGACCAGUCCCAACCUGAGGACCAGUCCCAGUCUGACCUGGACUCUAGACCUGAGGACCAGUCCCAGUCUGACCUGGACUCUAGACCUGAGGACCAGUCCCAGUCUGACCUGGACUCUAGACCUGAGGACCAGUCCCAGUCUGACCUGGACUCUAGACCUGAGGACCAGUCCCAGUCUGACUCUAGACCUGAGGACCAGUCCCAGUCUGACUCUAGACCUGAGGACCAGUCCCAGUCUGACUCUAGACCUGAGGACCAGUCCCAGUCUGACCUGGACUCUAGACCUGAGGACCAGUCCCAGUCUGACUCUAGACCUGAGGACCAGUCCCAGUCUGACCUGGACCCUAGACCUGAGGACCAGUCCCAGUCUGACCUGGACUCUAGACCUGAGGACCAGUCCCAGUCUGACUCUAGACCUGAGGACCAGUCCCAGUCUGACCUGGACUCUAGACCUGAGGACCAGUCCCAGUCUGACCUGGACUCUAGACCUGAGGACCAAUCCCAGUCUGACUCUAGACCUGAGGACCGGUCCCAGUCUGACUCUAGACCUGAGGACCGGUCCCAGUCUGACCUGGACUCUAGACCUGAGGACCAGUCCCAGUCUGACUCUAGACCUGAGGACCAGUCCCAGUCUGACUCUAGACCUGAGGACCAGUCCCAGUCUGACUCUAGACCUGAGGACCAGUCCCAGUCUGACUCUAGACCUGAGGACCAGCCCCAGUCUGACUCUAGACCUGAGGACCAGUCCCAGUCUGACUCUAGACCUGAGGACCAGUCCCAGUCUGACUCUAGACCUGAGGACCAGUCCCAGUCUGACUCUAGACCUGAGGACCAGUCCCAGUCUGACUCUAGACCUGAGGACCAGCCCCAGUCUGACUCUAGACCUGAGGACCAGUCCCAGUCUGACUCUAGACCUGAGGACCAGUCCCAGUCUGACUCUAGACCUGAGGACCAGCCCCAGUCUGACUCUAGACCUGAGGACCAGUCCCAGUCUGACUCUAGACCUGAGGACCAGUCCCAGUCUGACUCUAGACCUGAGGACCAGUCCCAGUCUGACUCUAGACCUGAGGACCAGUCCCAGUCUGACUCUACACCUGAGGACAAGUCCCAGUUUGACUCUAGACCUGAGGACCAGUCCCAAGACCAGGAAGAAAGUCUCUCUGGGAAUGGUCCACAUCAGGGGGCGCUCUCCUCAGAUCCACCACAGACACAGAGGAACCUUAAGACCCCAGUCCAGCAGGGGGCGCUCUCCUCAGAUCCACCACAGACACAGAGGAACCUUCAGACCUCAGUCCAGCAGGGGGCGCUCUCCUCAGAUCCACCACAGACACAGAGGAACCUUCAGACCUCAGUCCAGCAGGGGGCGCUCUCCUCAGAUCCACCACAGACACAGAGGAACCUUCAGACCUCAGUCCAGCAGGGGGCGCUCUCCUCAGAUCCACCACAGACACAGAGGAACCUUCAGACCACAGUCCAGCAGGGGGCGCUCUCCUCAGAUCCACCACAGACACAGAGGAACCUUCAGACCCCAUCGCGCAGCGCUUGCAGAAGAACGUGACGUCCUCGGUCCGCUGUGCUGUGCACUGCUGGCGGCGUCCUCUCGAUACUGCACCGACCACCGCUCCGUCACUCACAGUCCAUACCCUGCCAUACAAGAACAGUUCAGGAUCUACAAAGUCCAUCUACAGAAUGGGGUUCACCUGUGA
Molecule: messenger RNA, 6417 nt
Organism: Knipowitschia caucasica
Lineage: Eukaryota; Metazoa; Chordata; Actinopteri; Gobiiformes; Gobiidae
Source: the annotation of a GenBank genome assembly